Messenger RNA from Pygoscelis adeliae (Adelie penguin), 3486 nucleotides. RefSeq names its product nuclear receptor coactivator 5 (gene NCOA5). The coding region runs from base 1 to 2139 and encodes 712 amino acids. Lineage: Eukaryota; Metazoa; Chordata; Aves; Sphenisciformes; Spheniscidae. Gene Ontology annotation, molecular function: RNA binding. The transcript has 9 exons. Gene Ontology annotation, biological process: regulation of signal transduction. Gene Ontology annotation, cellular component: nucleoplasm. The record is from RefSeq and is a predicted model, not a curated record.
AUGGCUCGAGGACGCAAGAGCAAUAGCAUCAAACAGAGCGACUUCACUAACAGCACCAAUCCUCAGGAUUUAGAGAGAAGACUUUUUGUCGGCAAUUUGCCCACAGACCACAUGACUCGUGAAGAAAUGGAAGAGAUAUUUUCAAAAUAUGGCAAAAUCAGGGCCCUCAGCAUGUACCAUGGCUAUGGGUUCGUGCAGUAUGACCGUCUAGAAGAUGUCCAGGCCGCUCUGGACGGUGAGAAGGGUCGCCUUUAUAAAGGGUAUAGAUUAGAUAUUAAUAAAGCAGUGGAAAGAAGAAAUAUGAAUAAGGCUUCAUCAAGGUCCAGUCCGGCACGAAGAGAGCCAUAUGCCUACGGGGAUGGCCGAGAUGCCAGACGCGACCGCUCCCCUCUUCGGGGGAGCCCACGGAGAGACCCCAGAGAUAGCAGGGAUGGUAGAAAUGGGCGAGAUUCCAGAGACACUCGAGACAUUCGAGCUAGAGACAUGCGUGACGCCAGAGACCACAGGGACCCACGGGACCUGAGAGACCCACGGGAUAUCAGGGAUCCAAGAGACUUGCGGGACCCUCGUGAUGUUAGAGAUCUUCGUGACCCACGGGAGCCGCUGUAUGAUCGAUACAGGGAUCCACGGGAUAUGAGGAAUCCACGAGAUGCGAGGGAUCCACGGGAUAUGAGGGAUCCACGGGAUAUGAGAGACCCUCGGGACCCUUUGUACAGACGAGAUGAAGCUUAUGACCGUUACCUUCGCCUUGAAGACUACUAUCGGCGGAAGGAUGACUCUUACUACGACCGUUACAAAGAGCAUUUUGAUAGAGCACCAGUGAAUUCAGAAGACCGUUUGAAGCGUGAGGAGCGGCGCCGAGAGGAGCUGUACCGUCAGUACUACGAGGAGAUCAAGAGACGUUUUGAUGCAGAGAGACCUGUGGAUUGUUCUGUGAUAGUGGUGAAUAAACAGACGAAGGAGUACGCGGAGUCAGUGGGGCGGAAGGUGCGGGAUCUGGGCAUGGUAGUGGACCUGAUCUUCCUCAACACAGAGAUGUCACUGACGCAAGCCCUGGACGAUGUGAGCAGAGGAGGGUCUCCUUUUGCCAUUGUCAUCACCCAGCAGCAUCAAGUUCACCGCUCUUGCACUGUUAACAUCAUGUUUGGCACCCCACAAGAACACCGCAACAUGCCCCAGGCUGAUGCCAUGGUGCUGGUGGCAAGGAAUUACGAGCGCUACAAAACAGAGUCACGGGAGAAGGAGCGUGAGGAAAUUGCCCGGCAGGCUGCCAAGAUGGCAGAUGAAGCUGUUCUGCAGGAGCGGGAGCGCCCACCUCCCGUCGAGGAGGGUGUCAGAGGAGGUCACCCUCCAGGGAUUCAGACUCUCUUGAACCUGCUGGCAGACAAUCGCUAUCUAACUGCUGAGGAGACUGAUAAAGUAAUUAAUUACUUGAGAGACCGGAAGGAACGGUUACUGAGGGGAAGCUCUGAUUCUCUGCAGGCAUCCAUGUCAAGACAGUCUUUGGGGGCACCUUCAGGAUCAUCUCUGGGUAGUCAGUCCAGCCUUCCAAGCUCUCAGGCUCAUCAGGGUUCACAGCCUCUGGUCUCUGCUCCUUCUGUUCCAGUGUCCUCUUCUAAUCCUCAGCAGGAGCUUCAAGCAAAAAUCCUCAGUCUCUUCAACAGCGGGGCGGCAGCAGCAGCAGCUGCAGUAGCAAACAGCAGUUCUGCAGCCUCUGCGGGCACUUCGGGUGGCACUCCGAACCAGAACUUUGCUAACAUGGCCAGCGGUCAGGCCCGGUCAGCACAGAUGAGUGCUGGAAAUUUAAACCAGGCUCAGCAGAGAUUGCAGACUCCAAGCACGCAGCUUCCUGCUCUCCAAGGCCCUUCAAGAAAUGCAGGUCCAAGACCUGGAGCUCCUCCACAAGCUCAGUCACUCUAUGGUCAGCACCAAAAUCGCCUCCCUGCACCUGGCAAUGUACCUGCUCAAAGGCCAGUAUCUUCUGGUAUUAACUUUGACAACCCUAGUGUACAGAAAGCCUUGGACACCCUUAUCCAGAGUGGUCCUGCACUCUCCCACCUAGUGAGCCAAACUGUGGCCCAGGGGCGAGCAGGGUCCUCAGCCCAGCAACCUAUGGGUUCCUACCAGCGACACUAUUAAAGCUGAGCUGUCAGGCCCUUUCCCCUUCCCUUUGCCAUUCCAUACUUAACAGCUGUUUAAAGAGUCUCCUGUCCUUGACAUGGGACAAAUGCCCCUGGAUAUGCAUGUCCUCUCCACUUUGGUGAGAGUGUACCCCCAGUGGCAUUGUUGCUGACUGUUGCUAGCGCUGCCCUUCCUCACCUUGGUCUGGUUAGCAGUGUUUGGACAAGUAUGCUCUAUUUUCUCAGCGGCACGGUGUGCUAAGAGCCGCUUUGGAUAAUCGGUUGUUUUGUCCAGUCCCAGAAGCUGCUGCAAUGACAGUCCUUCUGCAUUUUCCUCUCUCCCAGUAGCUGGUGCAUCUUCACAUUGCGGUGCAGUCUGGUCUCACUGAAUGGUCUUAGUAUAGUUUUGGGUCAGUGGUUUUGAGGAAAUAGGGGACUGAACAGAGCGGUACACUGACUGGGCCUUCUUGGAGACCCACCUUUUUGGAAUGGGCACUAUUUUCCUUUGGAUUUCUUUUUUUAUUUCUUUUUUUAAUAGCAUAUAAGCCAGUUGGAAAGUACAGUGGUAGCGCUAGCAGCUGAACUCAUGAAGCACAUGCCUGACCACUACUCAGUAACCCAGGACCGUGCCGUUUGGUCCUUCCGUAGCUGGACUGUCAUGUCCUGGCAGAGUGAGGCAGAGAAACACUCCUCACCUUGCCCAGCUCACAGAAACUGGCAGCUUUGGUCUGAGUACUGUGGCAGAUCUGAAACACAAGAGCUUCCAGCCAAGGCAGAGAUUUCAAAUGGUCUGUCAAUUUUCCUACACCAAGUAGUCAGUGUUAAGAUCAAUCUGUUAAAUUUGGUGUAUAAAUUUCCUUUUCUUAUAAUCUUGCUUUGGGAUGGUUGGUUACUGUAGCCCAACAGCUCAGUCGCAGCCACGCUGAUGUGCUACUGGCCCUCCCUUGGGAAUACCUGCAACCAGUUACCAGGUGGUGAAUGUCUGCUCUCUGAAACUUCAUCUCGCUGUUGAUGGCUAUUUUGUCCAUCUAAGGUGCAGAGGCAGUGCCAAGAUGCAAUACCAUAAUUUUAUACAUUUUUUUUCAACACUUUGGUAGCUGUAGCGGACAGUUGAGUGGAAAAUCAGACAGUGAUUCUUCACCGUGUUUUUAACCAGUAACAUACUUUGAUACCAGAAUACAAAACAUCUCUUAACUAUGUGGUCCUCCCCAUCACGGCCUUCUUAGAGUCUGUAGGCUUCCUGCAGAGAACCAAAAGAAACUAAGAAAGCAGUGUUCUUGGAGCAGAGGAUUUUCUUUGUCCCAGGUGGUUUGUGUUGUAGCAUUCUCUCUGUGCUGUUAACAAGAGGACAUUACUUUUUAAUAAA